Messenger RNA from Brassica oleracea var. oleracea, 1508 nucleotides. RefSeq lists its product as uncharacterized. The coding region runs from base 48 to 1508 and encodes 486 amino acids. The record is from RefSeq and is a predicted model, not a curated record. The transcript has a single exon. Lineage: Eukaryota; Viridiplantae; Streptophyta; Magnoliopsida; Brassicales; Brassicaceae. Gene Ontology annotation, molecular function: DNA-binding transcription factor activity.
UCACUCAAUCCGACCAAAGUUUUACAAAACAAAUUCUUAACCAAGCUAUGUCUCCUUCAAACUCCUCCUCCUCACCCGAGACUGAUCAGAGACUCAAUGAUAUUGUUGUGGCCGUGCAGGAGAAGAGUACAAUGACCAAUCCAAAACAAGUGUCUCCUCAAGAGGUCGUGCCUGACGUGAACAAUCCUAAACAAGUGUCUCCUCAAGAGGUCGUGCCUGAAGUGAACAAUCCAAAACAAGUGUCUCCUCAAGAGGCUGUGCCUGGCCUGAACAAUCCGAAACAAGUGUCUCCUCAAGAGAUUGUACCUGAAGUGAACAAUCUGAAACAAGCGUCUCCUCAAGAGGUUGUGCAUGAAAUGAACAAUCCAAAACAAGUGUCUCCCGAAGAGGUUGUGUCUCAAGUGAACAGUCUGAAACAAGUGUCUCCUCAAGAGGUUGUGCCAGACCCGAACAAUCCGAAACAAGGGCUUCCUCAAGAGGUUGUGCCUGAAACUGAAAGCAAGAAAACUCAGAGGGCAAGUUUCGAGUUACGUGUUCUCCGAGCAAUAAACAAAUUGAUAAAAAAAUAUCCAUCGUUGGAUAAUCAUGCCCUUAUUUGCAACAUCUGCAAGAGAGGGUUCCCCAACGCUAACUCCCUAUGCGCUCACCAAAAGACCCACAAGCAUGACCUAGAGCUGGAAAGAAAGCUGAAGCAGGUGGAGCCAAUCUAUUCUCCUCCUGGUCCUGGACAAUGCUUUUGGAAGAAACAUGAUAACUCUUACCAAGGUACGUCUAACGCUUUGUCAAAUGAUAAGCAUCUUGAGAUCUCUCGUGAGUCCAUAGGAGGAGAGGGUAGUAGCGUCAGAAAAAUGGACAUUGGCGAGGUCAUAGGUUAUCCUUCGCCUCCUCCAUACGGGAAUACUAACUAUGGUUUUUCUUCAGGGGCUCCCUUAGUCACUCACAACUAUAACCGCCCUAAUUUAUCAGAUCUCAACCGUAGUGGUUUCUCUUUUGGUCCUUUUAAGCCUAAUGGAGGCGGUAACUACCCAUACCCUCCUUUCACAAUGAACCCGAGCUAUGGCUCACAUGAUUCAAAAAUUAUGAAUUCUAUUUCUCAACCUAAUACCUUAGGGAGCUGUAGCAACAACAACAACAAUAACAGUAGCUCACAAGGUGCAAUAUCACUUGAGCUCUCUCUUGGUCCAUCUAAGUGGAUGGGAGGCAGCAACAAUAACAGCAGCUCGUUGAAUGGUGGAGUCACUGGAGGAGGAAGCAUGGACUUGAACAUGCCAGUGCGUCCUCUUGUGUCUCGAAAUCAUUUUUACAGCAGUUACCCGCUUGAUUCGUUCACUGGAAACGUUCCUCCUCCUCCUCCUCCUUCUCCAGCUACCAGUCUUUCUAAUGAUGAGAAUGUUCCGGGCUCUAGUCUCAUCUCAAAGGAGAAAAACAAAGCCAUGGUGGUUGAUGAUGAUGAAACGGAUAACGGGGUGACUGGAGGUCAUGAUGCGGAUAAGCCGGCAGAAGUUUAA